AUGGCUAAACUAUUUACCCGUGAGCAGCUGCUGUGCUCCAUCUGUCUGGAAGUGUUUAUCGAUCCAGUCACCACACCAUGUGGACACAACUCUUGCAAGAGCUGCCUUACACAGUGCUGGGAGACCAGUCAACGUUGUUAUUGUCCACUGUGUAACCAGACAUUUACCAAGAAACCAAAACUCAACAUUAACACAACACUGAGAGAUGUUGCAGAAAACUUCAAGAAAAGUGGUUUUGACAAGCCAGAAAUUAUUUGUGAUGCCUGUACUGGAGCAAAGCUAAAGGCCUUGAAAUCCUGUCUGGAUUGUGGUCUGUCUUUAUGUGCAUCUCAUUUGGAGUCUCAUAAUUAUCAGCCAAACCUUAAAAAUCACAAACAAAUAGAUCCUGAGGAGAACCUUCAGGAUUACAUCUGCCAAAAACAUAAGAGACCUCUAAUGCUGUUCUGUAAAGACGACGAGACAUGUGUUUGUCUGUUCUGCCCUGUAACCGACCAUAAGAAUCACAACACUGUUCCUAUAGAGGAGGCGAGUGAUAAACUAAAGGUUCAGUUGAAGACAACCCAAAAAGAAAUACAGCAAAUGAUCCAGGACAGAAUAGAGAAAACGGAGGAUAUCAAGUGCUCACUAGAGCGCUGCAAAAAAAGCAAAGAGGAACAGAUUUCUCACGGCAAUGAAGUCUUCAAUGCCUUAAUUAAUUCAAUUGAGGAAAAGCAGGAUGAGAUGCUCAACAAGAUAGAGGAGAUGCAGAAUGAAGCAGAGAGACAGGCUAAAGGACUUAUUGAAGAGCUGGAGCAGGAAAUGACUAUUUAUCCAUCCAUGUGCAGCUUCCCACACAACAAGAACUGGACUGAGAUCAAUACUAAGAUUGAUUUUACAGGGGAGACUGUAAGGAAAACACUGUCCCAGCUCCAGAAAACAAUCAACAACAACAUGAAUAAGGAAAUUGAAAAGUUAGAACAGAAAAGCCAGCAAAAGGCAGGAGAAUGUAGUUGGUUUAACAAACACUGGCCAUUUUUGCUGCUGCUAAUGAUGCUGCUGUUUCUGAUACUUACAUUAGUGGAAAAUGAGAUGAAGAUCCAGUCAUAUGCAGUGAAUAUUACUCUGGAUCCUGAUACGGCUCACCCUGCACUUAUCCUGUCUCAAGACAGAAAACAAGUAGCACAAGGCAACAACUGGCAGGAGCUUCCUUACACACCAAAGAGGUUUGCUAAAAGUCCCUGUGUUCUCGGAAAACAAGGUUUUAACUCUGGAAGAUUUUAUUUUGAAGUGCAAGUCAGUGGGAAGACUAAGUGGGUUUUAGGAGUGGCCAGUAAGAACAUUAACAGAAAGGGCCCGAUUUUUUUGACUCCUAAGAAUGGAUAUUGGACUUUGGGUCUCAGAGAUCGGGGUGGGUACACGGCUUUUGCUGGUCCCUCUGUCCUCCUCACCCUGAGAAAGAAACCAGAGAAGGUGGGGGUGUUUGUGGAUUAUGAGGAGAGUCUGGUUGCCUUUUAUAAUGCAGACACUCGUUCUCUUAUCUACUCAUUUUCUGGUCAGUCUUUCACUAAAACACUUUAUCCAUUUUUCAGUCCCGAAUUAAAUGAGAAAGGAAACACUGCACCUCUAAUCAUACUGAAUUAA
This is a messenger RNA of Trichomycterus rosablanca, 1620 nucleotides long. RefSeq names its product bloodthirsty-related gene family, member 9 (gene btr09). The coding region runs from base 1 to 1620 and encodes 539 amino acids. Gene Ontology annotation, molecular function: protein binding; zinc ion binding. The transcript is spliced from 8 exons. Lineage: Eukaryota; Metazoa; Chordata; Actinopteri; Siluriformes; Trichomycteridae. The record is from RefSeq and is a predicted model, not a curated record.